AUGGCUAUCUUCGGUUCUAGCCCGGCGUCGAAUGCCGGCAAUCGUCAGCUGCCGACUGCUCACCAACAAGCAACUUCCGCCGAUAUUGCUCCCUGGGCAAGUCGCCCACCCAACGAUGCUGACUUUGCACCUUGGGAGCAAGAUCCCCAGGCACAAAUGGGAGGCACCCGGCCGUUCAACCAGUCGUACUUCAACGAUGUCCCGAUGGGCCGGGAAGGACAAGGCUUGUCGAUGCGGCCAGACACAGCUAGGACGAAUAUCUCGGAUUAUCCCGACUUUGACAUCGAUGCACGACGGCCUUCCGUUGCCAGUGCCACGACAGUCAGCAGCACAGGCUCGCGGGGCAGCGCGGUCAAUGGACGGUAUCAUAAAAGCUUGAAGGGCUUCUUUGGCGAGGAUCCGAUGGAUUCAAGGCAAGGGUCGUCGUCAAAUCUCCCCGACCAAGAACCCCAAGGCAGUUUCACGGAGAAGCCGCCAGGCCAGCGUAGCAAUUCUGUGCAGACGCAGAACACGGUGGAAGACAGGCCCAAAACUCCAGCGCCCCCUCCUUCUAGUGAUGUGACGCCUUGGGCUUACCAGAACUUCGAGGAUGUUUCCAAUUUCGGGUCCGCGCCGAUACGGCAGGAGCAACAGAGCGAAUUUCUACAGUCCGGGGCUUCGAGCACUUCGUCCCAUCGACGUGGCCUCCUCCAUCGCCACACAAAGAGCAAGGAGGAUCCACCAAAGGGUCUGCUGCCUCCAACAUCUGUUCCCAAGAGACCUUCCACCAGUCGAGAAGCAUCCACAAGCAAUCUGGGGUCAUUUCGCAACACCCCGCAAACCAUGACGCCGAUGAGUUCCUCCACAGCGCUGAACCGCAAUGCAAGUCCCUCCCCUAGCUCUCGCAAAGAAAACCCCCCUCAGCCGGAGAAGAGAUCGCUAUUUUCGAAAUUGAAAUCGCGGCAUAAGGAGAAACAAUUACAGCCCCCCGAGCCCGUCAAGCCUAUUGUCGAGCCUGCCAGAUCCCCGGAAGAAUCGAAGAAGGGUAGGUCACAGUCGACUAGAUCUACGGAGACGCAAGCAGCGGAGAACAAGCGAGAUAGGGAAACAAGUAUCGCUUCCGUUGAUAGCGCUUCCACCAUCAAGCCCCCGGAUCCCUCGCCCAAAAUCGACCGGACCUUUACAUCCUCGUCCAAGUCCGGGAGAUUCACCCGUCAUGGCAAGCAUCGCGGACCAAGCGGUCAGAGUGAGGCCUCGGAAAAGGCCCGACUGGGGAAUCAGCAGGCGCCAAUGCAAGCAGGCGUCUUCAGUCUCGACACCAACUUCGAUGACCUGUCGGAUAUCAUUGCGCAACCGCAAGUGCCCCAAAUAUCUGGUGAUGCUGGCAUCUGGGCCGGCAAAGCCGCUGCCACCCCAGCUUCAGAACUGUCCGCACCCGCCUGGGAUGCGCCUGAUAGCUGGGCUGUCAAAGGCCAGGAAGAUGAGAUUCUCGAUAGUCUGCCUGAAGCUACCGAUAACGGCCUUCCGGCUAUCCAAGAGGAGGACGGCAUAUCCUACUUCAUGAGAGUUUUCAGAACAGAUGGCACCUUCGCGACCUUGUCGAUGUCAAUUAAUGCUACUGUAGCGGAAGUGCUGAAGUCUUUGGCAAAGAAGUCCGUCCUUCAUGAUUCCAUUGACAGCUACCAACUGCUCAUGCGCAAGCACCAACUCUCCAGACAGCUUGGGGCUUCCGAACGCCCCGUAGCCAUGCAGAAGAGACUGUUGCAACUUGCAGGUUAUACCGAGCGAGAUCACAUCGAAGACGUUGGUAGAGAAGACAACAGCUACCUCAUUCGGUUCACCUUCAGCCAUGAAAAGCAGACCGGGUACGGGAGCGGUCUCGAUAAUGACCCUGCAUUCAACAAGAUGCAGAAGUUUAGCCAUGUUGACCUGUCGGGCAAAUCACUCGUGACGAUUCCAAUCAUCCUCUACACGAAAGCCUCUGAGAUUAUUUCCAUCAACUUGUCACGGAACCUCGCCUUGCGAGUUCCCAAGGACUUUAUUACUGCCUGUAUCAAUCUCCGGGAGAUCAAGUACACGGGCAACGAGGCAUGGCGAUUGCCAGCUAGCCUGGCGUCGGCCACUCGACUGACCGUUCUUGAUGUUUCCAACAAUCGACUCGAGCAACUCGACCAUGCUGAGCUACACAGGCUUAUGGGACUUGUGAGUCUCAAGCUGGCGAACAAUCGACUUUCAGAGCUCCCACCCCCCUUCGCAUAUUUCCGGCAACUUCGCAGCCUCAACCUGUCGUCAAAUAACUUCACCACCUUCCCUGAACAUAUCUGCAACCUGAAAUCUUUAGUAGACCUUGAUAUAAGCUUUAAUAAGCUUUCGUCUCUGCCCAAGAUUUCUCAACUGACGACUCUCGAACGACUCUGGGUGACCAACAAUGACCUGAAAGGUCCUUUCAACGAGAGCUUUGCCAGUCUGACCAACCUCAAAGAGAUCGAUGCACGUUUCAAUGGCAUAACGAGCAUUGACAGCGUGACUCAGCUUCCGAACCUGGAGCAGCUACUGGUCGGACACAACAACAUAACCACAUUCAAGGGUUCCUUCGCAAAGCUCCGUAUUCUGGUGCUGGACCACUGCCCUGUCACGUCUUUCGAACUUGAUCAAGCUGUUCCAACUUUGACGAGCCUUAACAUUGCUUCAGCGAAGCUGGUUGAGUUCAAAGAGAGCAUGUUCGACUACAUGCCUAACCUGCAAAAGCUCAACCUGAACAAGAACCAUCUUUCGAAUAUGUCUACGCACAUUGGACGGCUGUCAAAAUUGGAGUACUUGAGUAUGGCCAAAAAUCCGCUCAAUAUAGUCCCAUCCUCGAUCGGAUGUCUUGUUGAGCUCAAGUUCCUCAAUCUUCGCGAAUGCAAUGUGAAGAGCCUGCCACCUGAGAUCUGGUAUUGCCGCAGAUUGGAAACUCUCAACCUUUCGUCCAAUGUUCUGGAGACUUUUCCCAAGCAGGGUGCAGCACCGCCUCCUCUUGAUGUCAAAGACCUGACCCCGACCACCACCCCGGGGUUAUCAACGUCGCCCAGCUUCGAGGAGCUUGGUAAACUUGAGGAUUUUCAAGCGCGGCGCCCCAGCCAGGCUUCCGCAGGGAUGAUGAGCAUUGGUAGCUCCCCAAGCAGCGGGCGCAAAAAUUCUGUUGCGUCGUCCAUCCAGCCUCACCGAAAGCCUUCGACGAUCUCACGGACUAAUACAGAAUAUUCCAUGAGCACCGCCACCCGGAAAGACUCCAACAUGUCGCAGGCAAGGCUUCAAAACACCUUUGCUGGAUCUCUCCGGUUCUUGUACCUUGCAGACAACCGGCUGGAUGACGACGUGUUCCGGGAAUUGGCCCUUCUCCCCGAACUGCGGGUGCUAAACUUGUCUUACAACGAACUCGACGACGUUCCUCAAGGUGUUUUGCGUCGUUGGCCCCAGCUAAGCGAGCUCUAUCUUUCAGGCAAUCGGCUUACAUCCCUGCCAUCGGAUGACCUCGAGGAGAGUAGCAACUUGAAGGUGUUGCACCUGAAUGCCAAUCGUUUUCAGGUCCUUCCUGCGGAGCUCUGCAACGUCCACAAGCUGUCGACAUUGGACGUGGGCAGCAAUGCCUUGAAAUACAAUGUCUCGAACUGGCCCUAUGAUUGGAACUGGAAUCGGAACACCAAUUUGAAAUACCUCAACUUUUCAGCCAACAGGCGAUUGGAGAUCAAGCCUGCUCAUCAAAACCCUACACAAUUCAACGCAAUGGAUCGUAACGAAACGACAGAUCUGACGAGUUUCAACACAUUGAAAUACCUACGAGUUCUGGGUCUCAUGGAUGUGACACUAUUGACGAAUACGAUUCCAGAUGACAAUGAGGAUCGCCGCGUCCGGACCUCUGCCUCGUUGGUUGGGGCACUUACGUACGGGAUGGCAGACACGUUGGGUAAGAACGAACACCUGUCCACUCUCGACCUGCUCAAACCAAACUUCCGAGGUCAGGACGACGAGAUCCUGAUUGCCAUUUUUGACGGCCAAACCAUGUCCAGUGGUGGUUCCAGGGUUGCAAAGUAUUUGCACGAGAACUUCUCGGGCGUCUUCGCCGGGGAGUUGAAAAAGCUUGAUAACUCCAAAGAGACUUCGCUUGAUGCCCUUAGACGGGCUUUCUUGAGCAUGAACAAGGAUAUGGCAAAUUUCGCCAGCAGCAAUUUUGACACCAAAGAACACCGGCUCGCGAACGGUCACCGAGGUUCUACUGUCGCUAACACCCUAGGGCCCGACGAUUUGAGCUCUGGAGGAGUGGCGACAGUGCUAUACUUCAAAGGUCAACAACUCUACGUGGCUAAUGUUGGUGACGUUGAUGCAAUUCUGAUUCAGUCGAAUGGUCAGCAUCGCCAGCUGACGCAGAAACACGACCCUGCUGAACCCGCCGAACGCGAGCGAAUCAGAGAGGCUGGGGGGUAUGUCUCACGACAGGGCAAACUCAAUGAAAGUCUCGAAGUCAGUCGAGCUUUUGGCUAUUACAGCCAUAUGCCAGCUGUUAUCGCCGCCCCACACACUCUCAAUUGCGAGGUCAGUGAAUCAGAUGAGCUCAUUGUUGUGGCUACUCGUGAGUUCUGGGACUAUGUCACGGUCGACGUGGCAGUUGAUGCGGCCCGGGCCGAGAAGGGUGAUCUUAUGCUGGCUGCGCAGAAGUUGAGAGACCUUGCCAUGGGCUUUGGCGCCAGGGAUAAGAUCAUGGUGAUGGUCCUAGGCAUUUCAGAUCUACGAAAGAGACGAGACCGUCGUUACCAUGGAACUAGUCUGUCCAUGGCGAGAGAAAUCGGACUCGAUGAGGGGGCGAUCUUUCCAAGCUCACGAAAAGCGAGACGCAAGGGCGAAACGCUUGUCGGUGACUCUCGGCUCGCCAGGCUAGAAGAACCGGAACCUCCUGUGGGGGAUGUUGCGAUAUGCUUCACGGACAUCAAGAACUCGACCGCACUAUGGGAGAUACUUCCGGUGCCCAUGAGAUCUGCGAUCAUGAUGCACAACGAGCUCAUGCGACGACAGCUUCGUAUCAUUGGUGGGUACGAGGUCAAGACCGAAGGUGACGCCUUCAUGGUGUCAUUUCCGACCGUCACGUCCGCCCUUCUAUGGGCUUUCAGUUGUCAAAGUCAUCUUCUGGAAUUGCCCUGGCCUACCGAGAUCCUGGAGACGGUGCAUUGUCAAGAAAAGCUUGACGCUGAUCGAAAUGUCAUUUAUCGAGGGCUGUCGGUGAGGAUGGGACUACAUUGGGGUCGGCCGGUGUGUGAACAGGAUCCGAUCACCCGCCGAAUGGAUUACUUUGGUCCUAUGGUCAACAAAGCUUCCCGUGUUUCCGCCGUCGCAGACGGUGGGCAAAUAAGCGUAAGCAGUGAUUUCAUCAACGAGAUUCAAAGGACCUUGGAAAGCUAUGCAGACGAUGAUCGCCGAGAUUCCACCGGCUCCGACGAGACGGUAAAUGAUGACCCGCUUGCAAAUCAGAUUCGCAGAGAACUUCGUCAACUCAGCAGCCAAGGCUUCGAAGUAAAAGACCUAGGAGAGAAGAAGUUGAAAGGACUGGAGAACCCUGAAUACCUCUACUUGAUCUAUCCACAUUCGCUUGCUGGCAGGCUAACGAUCCCACCUGGAGCUGAAAAGCAGGUUCAACUUGGGGAUACUGGUCCAGUAACGAACGAGGAUAAAGGCCAGCCGGGAAGCCUGGGCAAGGAUACUCAACUAAAGGAGUUACAGCUUGACGAAGUUUGGAAGCUCUGGGACAUUGCACUGCGGCUAGAAAUGCUGUGUAGCUGUCUGGAAGCCCCCGAGCGAGCGGCUGGACUCCACAAGCCCGAACUGAGCCUCCUUACCAGGAUGAAGGAGCGUGGGGGUGUGCAAACCGAUGGGUUUAUGAUGAAUCUGCUGGAGCAUCAGGUCACUCGAGUCGAGGCAUGCGCGACAACGCUACAACUUCGACAUAUGACCAGGCCCUUCCGCAAAGGAGUUGCACUCGUCGAUCAAGCAAUGCCCAUUGCGGAGAUUUUGAAUGAGGUAGCUACUCUCCUUGCAGAAGCAAGAGGCGCCAAGGAGGCUUUUACGCCAGAAACAGAGGAAGAAACGCAAUCGCUUGCAACACAGAGUCCAUGA
Exophiala dermatitidis NIH/UT8656 is the source of this 6123-nucleotide messenger RNA. Its product is annotated as adenylate cyclase. Bases 1 to 6123 code for a protein of 2040 amino acids. The record is from RefSeq and is a predicted model, not a curated record. Gene Ontology annotation, molecular function: protein binding. Gene Ontology annotation, biological process: intracellular signal transduction; cyclic nucleotide biosynthetic process. NCBI's taxonomy places the organism in Eukaryota, Fungi, Ascomycota, Eurotiomycetes, Chaetothyriales, Herpotrichiellaceae. The transcript has 2 exons.